CAAGAACAAGAAGGCUGCUCCUGCUGCUAAGUCUGUUGAGGAGGCUUGAGCGUUGAUCUUGAUGGAGGGGUUGUGUCGAGGCUAAUGUUUGGGGAUGGAUCGAAAGUCAGUCUUUACAGAGAAUAUGUUUUUCCCCUACAACUACAAAAACACGAUUGCAUUGCGAGGGAGUUUGGCGUUUUCUUCUAUCUUAUCUUAUCUUGUCUUGUCUAGUAUUGUCUUGUUCUUGUCUUUAUCGCGUUUCAAAAACAUCAGACUGCCUUCUGGCUUUGUCUUGAGCUUAAUAGAUGAGACUACUAGUUACGAAUGGAUAUAUUGCAGUCACUUCAUCCUAAAAUUAGUAUCGACGCUUUGCCAAAAAAAACUAUCUACUGCAUCGUGAAGACUAAAAUCAACACGAUAGAUACUUGCUUGGCAGGUGAAACGCAAC
Molecule: messenger RNA, 430 nt
Organism: Dothidotthia symphoricarpi CBS 119687
Lineage: Eukaryota; Fungi; Ascomycota; Dothideomycetes; Pleosporales; Dothidotthiaceae
Exons: 1
Coding region: 95-382 (95 amino acids)
Source: RefSeq, a predicted model, not a curated record